Molecule: messenger RNA, 3340 nt
Organism: Chenopodium quinoa (quinoa)
Lineage: Eukaryota; Viridiplantae; Streptophyta; Magnoliopsida; Caryophyllales; Amaranthaceae
Product: probable transcriptional regulator SLK2
Exons: 10
Coding region: 433-3030 (865 amino acids)
Biological process (GO): negative regulation of transcription by RNA polymerase II; positive regulation of transcription by RNA polymerase II
Cellular component (GO): transcription regulator complex; nucleus
Source: RefSeq, a predicted model, not a curated record
GCUAUAUAAAAUUGGUUUGUAUUCCAUUUUCAUUUUUCUCUCUCCUCCCCAAAAUUUCAGCUUUUUUUUCCUUUUUUUUUUAAUAAAAAUUAUUUCAUUUUUUAAUUUUCCGGAGGCUUCAGCUUUUCUCCUAGCUCGCCGUUUUCAAAGAGUAUAAGGCUGUCAAGGAAAACAAACAAAUCACUGUACGACCGAGCGACUUGGGUAAUAUAGAGCUUUUGGAUUGGGUAGUUUUUGUUAUAGUGUUGGGAAUUGAUAAUAUAAUCUGUUCUAAUAUUGUAUUUGCGAGGUUUACUGUGAGGGCUCUAUUAUGGGUUUCUGUAUGUAGCUCUACUUGAGGAAAUUGGGUAUAGUUUUUGGUGAAAAGAGGGGAAAUCAGGCCUGGCUUUGGAGAGCUAUUUGGAUUCCAGCCAUCAAGGGUCGGUGCCGCUCAUGGCACCUUCUCGGGUGGCUGGAGGACUGUCUCAAUCUUCAGCAAGUUCUGGUAUUUUUUUCCAAGGAGAUUCACAGUCUCAGAAUGUAAUUAACUCUCACUUGAGUUCGUCUUUUGGGAACACUGCCAAUUCAAUUUCUGGAACAGGGCGCUCGAACCUAGGCCCACUUUCUGGCGACGUGAAUCAGACGGUUUUGAACAGUGUGGCUAAUUCAGGGCCAAGUGUUGGAGCUAGUUCUUUGGUCACUGAUGCGAACUCAGCCUUCUCAGGAGGUCCCCAUUUGCAAAGAAGUGCCAGUAUCAACACAGAAUCCUACUUACGAUUGCCUGCUUCACCAAUGUCAUUUACUUCCAAUAAUAUUAGUGUUUCUGGCUCUUCUGUAAUAGAUGGGCCAACAACAGGGCAACAGGGUUCUCAUCACGACCCUAAUUCUCGACAAGCUAUGCAGAAUCAACAUCAGUUUCCACAAGGGGCUUCUGGUGCUUCAUCGUUGCUUCAACAUCAGUUUCCACAAGGGGCUUCUGGUGCUUCAUCGUUGCCAACUUCUCAAACAGGCCAACUCGCACAUUCUUUGGGGUCAAGGCUUCAUAAUUCAUUCAUCCAAGAUCCUGCUAAUGUAUCCCACCUGCAGAAAAAACCGCGGUUGGAUAUCAAGCAAGAAGAUUAUUUGCAACAGCAAGUCUUGCAACAGUUUCUGCAGAGACCGGAUCCAAUGCAGUUGCAAAGCCAUAACCCACAGUUGCAAGCUAUCCUUCAGCAGCAGAGGCUACGACAGCAGCAACAAUUUUUGCAAGCUAUGCCACCAAUGCAGCGUGUUCAGUUACAGCAACAGCAACAGAUGAGACAGCAACUUCAACAAAAUGUGCAACAACAAAUGGUUUCUAUGAAGAAUCCACAAGACACUGGAGGCGUAUGUGCCCGUCGUCUGAUGCAAUACCUUUAUCAUCAGCGGCAACGACCACAAGAAAAUACGAUUGCUUAUUGGAGAAAAUUUGUGGCAGAAUACUACGCUCCCCGUGCUAAGAAACGGUGGUGCUUGUCUCUGUAUGAAAAUGUUGGACAACAUGCAUUAGGGGUUUUCCCACAAGCUGCUAUGGAUGCUUGGCACUGUGACAUAUGUGGCUCCAAGUCUGGAAGGGGGUUUGAAGCAACAUAUGAAGUACUCCCACGGCUCAAUGAAAUUAAAUUUGGCAGUGGCGUGAUAGACGAGCUUUUGUUUGUUGAUGUGCCCCGUGAACGUAGGUUUGGUAAUGGAAUAAUGAUGUUGGAAUAUGGGAAAGCUGUUCAGGAGAGUGUGUAUGAGCAAAUUCGUGUUGUUCGUGAGGGUCAACUAAGAAUCAUAUUCACCCAGGAAUUAAAGAUCUUAUCAUGGGACUUCUGUGCCCGUCGCCACGAGGAGCUACUUCUUAGGAGGCUUUUUGCCCCUCAGGUGAAUCAGCUGCUUCAGGUUGCGCAAAAAUGUCAAAGCACACUCGCUGACAGUGGAUCUGAAGGAGUUUCUUCACAAGAUUUACAAACGAACAGUAAUAUGGUUGUAACAGCUGGUCGUCAACUUGCUAAGAGUUUGGAGUUGCACUCACUCAAUGACCUGGGAUUCUCAAAAAGAUAUGUUAGGUGUUUGCAGAUUGCCGAGGUUGUCAAUAGCAUGAAAGACCUUGUAGAUUUUUGCCGGGACAAUAAAGUCGGUCCUAUAGAGGGUUUGAAAAGUUAUCCCCGACAUGGCUCUGCAUCGAAGCUGCAGAUGCAGAGGAUUCAGGAAAUGGAGCAGCUAGCUGGUCUUCAAGGUCUGCCCACUGAUAGAAACACUAUCAAUAAACUAAUGGCAAUGCAGCAGUCUGGGAUGAAUAGCCCUAACAUGGGCAACAACCCUAAUAUGCUUGCCAGUAACCGAGGCACAUUAAGUGGGCAGGCAGCUGCUGCCUUAGCACUGACCAACUACCAGAAUAUAAUGAUGAGACAGAACUCCAUCAACUCAAAUCCUAACUCACUUCAGCAGGAAGCAUCUUCUUCUCAUAAUAACCAAAGUCCAUCUUCCUCUUUUCAAGGGGCUUCUAGUGUCCUUCCAGGGUCAAUGCAGACUUCGCCAGUAGGUGGAUUUUCAAAUCCGCAAUUGGGUGCCCAGCAACAGCAGCGCACUGUGAGUGGUAAUGGCUUAUCUCAACAGAAUCAGCAGCCGUCACCUGGCAAUCAGGCUUUGCAGCAGCAUAUGCUUCAGCAGUUACUGCAGGAUAUGUCUGGAAAUAAUGCAGCAGGACAACAAAAAAACAUUGGUGGGCAAACUAUGAAUGCAAGUGCUGCUGCAAAUGGGUUAGGAUAUGGAGGCAAUGGUACACCAUCGACUCCAGCUGCGUCGAGUAAUGUGCCUGGAGGUGGGGGGCCUACUCUAAGUAAGAACAACAGUUUUAAAGCUGCUAACAGUGAUUCAUCAGCAGUUGGAGGUGGUUCCAAUGGUGGAUUUAAUCAGAAAGCGUCAGAAAUGCCGCAAAAUCUGCAUUUGACAGAUGACAUGGUUCCAGAUUUGCCUCAUGAUUUUGCAGAUAAUGGAUUUUUUGGCAGUGACCUUGACGAUAAUAUGGGCUAUGGAUGGAAGGCAUGAGAUUGUUGAUGGAGAGGACAGACGACUAACUGGUCAAUUCUCUUUUAGCAUCCUUAUCAUAGGUGCUCAGGAAACAUUGUACAGGAUAUUGAGAUAGUUCUCAAAUUCACUCCUCUUUUUUUGGGGUUUUAAGUUCAUGAGUUCUUUGAAAAAAAAUAUCUAGCUUCUCAGUAGGUUUACAGCCAUCAUUGUCUUUUUUUUUUUUUCCCUUCUGAUUUGAGUCUUGGAAGUGUAAUUUAUCAGACAAAACCUAAUGCUUAAGUAACGUGGUAGCUACACAGUUUAGUUGGCUUUCUGAAAGCUUUGUGCA